Parnassius apollo (apollo) is the source of this 2457-nucleotide messenger RNA. NCBI's taxonomy places the organism in Eukaryota, Metazoa, Arthropoda, Insecta, Lepidoptera, Papilionidae. The record is from the annotation of a GenBank genome assembly.
AUGUUCUGUCUGUUGUGCGCAGCGCACACGUGUGGCUCACACGUCGACGUACACAACGACAUAUUGUCCUACCAGCCCGACCUGAAGGACACCGAACACUUGACGGCAGAUCUCGACAAGAGAAGAAUAGAGUCGCGGUUGCGGCACCACCAGAAACUACAGAAAAUAAGACAGAAGAGGGACGUCAAAAAUGUGAACCCAAAUGUGUAUGUCGAGCAAAUAUUCAGGAUGUAUGGUGAUGCCGGCACCAUGACAAUGAACCUUACUGGUUUUAAUAAAAUGUUAGAAGGCCUGGACCUUCACAAGCUGGUUGAGGGUGGUGUUCAAAAGACUGAGAGAAAGGAAUACAUUUAUGGACAGACUGGGCCCAAGGAAGAUGUUGUCAAUUGUGUAAGCAGUGCAGAGCUCAUCACAACAGUGAACACGAGGUUAAAACCUCACGAUCAUGAGCAUGAUCAUGACCUCAGCGAACACGAAGCAGACAGCCUCAUAUCUGAGGACACCUUACAGGCUAUAUGCCCCAUUUUAUUAUAUCAAAAACUAGCUAACACUUCUAUAGAAAGGCUGGGAUGUCUGAAAGAAUUGAAUCUACCUAAUAGAAGGAUAGACGAUAAAGAAGUAAAACCCUUCGAAAAUGCGUACACGAAAAAUAUGUUCGCAGUGUGGUUGUACUCUUCGUUGAGUAUCACAGCGAUCAGUGCAUGCGGCUUACUUGGUGUGGCGGUGAUUCCAAUAAUGCAUAAAACAUAUUACAACCAUAUCUUACAAUUCCUCGUGGCAUUGGCUGUCGGAACCCUAUGUGGGGAUGCACUGCUACAUUUAAUGCCACACGCAAUGAGCCCCAUGGAACAUGACCACGACCAUGAUGUAGGCGCGUUAGAAGUCAAAACGGCGCACGAUGAUGGUAUGUGGAAGGGAUUAGCUGCGAUGCUGGGCGUCGUGUUCUUCUACUUUACGGAGAAAGGUUUGACAGUUGUUGUAGAGUGGAGGAAGAGGCGUCAGAAGUUAGAAGAAGGCAAAUUACCCCCAAGAGUCCGAGUUUUGAAAGAUGAGGCCGUCGGUGGCUGUUCAGGUGGCUCUAAAUCCCCAAUUACGAAUUCCACAUCGAACAAUUUAAUGAAGAUUUUCAAGAGGGAUGAAAAGGGGGAUCCGACGACGAAGACUUGCAAGCACAAGUACUCCGAAUAUCCCUAUUGUUAUGAUGAAAUUGACACAGAUACCCAUGACGAGCAUCAUAUGAGAGAUGGUCUUCCGCCAAGCCCGAAAGCGAAUAAAAAACACAACAACUCUGUCAGCGUGGUGUCCUCCAACGCUCUGAAUCCAGAAGGAAAGGAGAACGAACCAACUGCGAAGGACUGGUUGUUGAAAGCAGAGUCUACUCCUGCUGUUGUUGAAAUGAAUAACAUCAAGCAUAAAGAGGAUGGUGCUAAGGAUUUGAAGGAUGGUGACAGCUACACAGUUAUUCUAAGGGAGCACUCGCGCGCGCACCACGGGCACUCGCACGCGCACGGGCACGUGCACGCGCCGCCCUCCUCCAUGUCGUCCGUCGCCUGGAUGGUCAUCAUGGGCGACGGCCUGCACAACUUCACCGACGGCAUGGCCAUUGGAGCGGCGUUUGCAUCGAAUAUCGCCGGUGGUUUCUCUACAGCCAUUGCGGUUCUCUGUCACGAGCUUCCUCACGAGUUGGGCGACUUCGCGGUGCUGCUGAAGGCGGGCAUGUCGGUGCGGCGCGCCGUGUGCUACAACGCGCUGUCGUCGGCGCUGUGCCUGGCCGGCAUGGUGUGCGGCGUGCUGGCCGGCCACGCGCCCUCCGCCACGCGCUGGCUGUUCGCCGCCGCCGCCGGCAUGUUCCUCUACAUCGCGCUCGGCGACAUGGUGAGUACUGCUGCCCCCGCACUAGAACCUUGUCUUACUUACUGCCUGGCCGGCAUGGUGUGCGGCGUGCUGGCCGGCCACGCGCCCUCCGCCACGCGCUGGCUGUUCGCCGCCGCCGCCGGCAUGUUCCUCUACAUCGCGCUCGGCGACAUGGUGAGUACUGCUGCCCCCGCACUAGAACCUUGUCUUACUUACUGCCUGGCCGGCAUGGUGUGCGGCGUGCUGGCCGGCCACACGCCCUCCGCCACGCGCUGGCUGUUCGCCGCCGCCGCCGGCUUGUUCCUCUACAUCGCGCUCGGCGACAUGGUGAGUACUGCUGCCCCCGCACUAGAACCUUGUCUUACUUACUGCCUGGCCGGCAUGGUGUGCGUCGUGCUGGCCGGCCACGCGCCCUCCGCCACCCGCUGGCUGUUCGCCGCCGCCGCCGGCAUGUUCCUCUACAUCGCGUUCGUCGACAUGGUCAGUACUGCUGCCGACGCACUAAGCCGUGCUGCCGGGGUGAUACAUGUGUACGGACGCUUCCGAAGCGAACAAAGCAAUUCGCUUGGGACGCUUCGGAAAGUAGAAUUGCGUUCGGAAUAA